Jaculus jaculus (lesser Egyptian jerboa) is the source of this 886-nucleotide messenger RNA. RefSeq names its product DEPP1 autophagy regulator (gene Depp1). NCBI's taxonomy places the organism in Eukaryota, Metazoa, Chordata, Mammalia, Rodentia, Dipodidae. The record is from RefSeq and is a predicted model, not a curated record. Gene Ontology annotation, cellular component: mitochondrion. The transcript has 2 exons. Gene Ontology annotation, biological process: regulation of autophagy. Bases 236 to 856 code for a protein of 206 amino acids.
GGCUGGAGGAAAGGUAUAAAAGGAGCCAGCAGGCUUCAAGAUCUGCCAGACUGGGCCAGGGAAGAAGUGCUCAGCUGCGGAGGCGCGCCUCCUCCCAGAGACGGACCGCUGAACAAGGGCUCCCGCUGCCGGACCCGAGCUUCCUUUGACUGGUCAAUCUCCUGGUUCCAACAGCCUGUCUGCCUUCCCUACCUCUCCUCGGCUACAGGUUGACGCCUUUGCUCCAUCGGUAACAAUGAGAUCCCGGCUUUUGCUGUCUGUGGCCCACCUGCCCACGAUUCGGGAGACUUCAGAGGAGAUCCUCCCUGGGGGAGCUGGGCAGGAGCCCCCAGCCUCUCCUAGCUUGGAUGACUAUGUCAGGUCUAUCUGUCAGCUGGCGCAGCCCACCUCUGUACUGGACAAGGUCACAGUCAGGGGUCGACCCAACAGAGCCCAUCGGCCUGCCCAGACCACGGAGAAGAGAAGUGGGGCUUCAUCCCUACGAAACAGUAACCCUUGCUCCAGUGGCCAGCAACCCACACUGCCCUCUGCUGGCAUUGAUGACCCCCUGGCUUGGCUCUUUGGGGCAUCACAGGAACAGCAACUAAAUGGAAGGGACGUGGCCAUGAGAUCGGGCCCCUCUGGUGGCCACUGCGGUGCACAUAGACAGACGGACAGCGGCAAGGCCAGAGAGAGGCUCUGCGAAGCCCGGAUGCCUGAUUGCUCUCUGGCAAGACCAUCACAAGACAAGCGCCCCACCUCCAACCCCAAAAGCUGGACUUCCGCACGGACCUGCCGGGCCUCUGCCUGCGGCCCCCGCCCAAGCAGCAUCCUCAGAAGUCUCUACUUGCAUCUCCCUGUCAUCCAUGAACUCUGACCCCUCCCCAAUAAAGUCUUUUGUAAACAG